GUGGAGGGGGGAACGGCGGCACACACUACACACACUACACACACUGCACACACUGCACACACUGCACACGCUGCUCACACUGCUCACAGGAUUCUUCUCGGGGAAACGAGGUGUGGUUCAUUGCAGGGAGUUUGAUGAACGUGGAUUCUCUGAGUUGAAUUGACCACAGUGAUUCAGUCUGGUCGCAUCCCCGGCCUUUGUUUUUUUCUCUCUCUUGCUCUCGAUCGCUCGCUCGUUUUCUCUCUUUCGCUUUCUGGCUUCCUCGCUCUCUCGCGUCCGCUUUUUUGUCUCUGGUGUCCGCCUUGCGUUCGCUGUUCUGCUGUUCCCUCCUGUCUCUCUGUCUCUCUGUCUCUCUCUGUGUGUCUGUCUCUGUGCGCUCUCUUGCUCUCUCGCUCUCUCACGUCCGCUUAUCUUUUUCUUCUCUGCUGAUCGCCCAGCGUUGACUGUUCUGUUGUUCCCUCACUUCUGCCGCGGUUAAUCUUGGUGUUGAAGACCAGCAGCAAGAAUGGCUGACUCGAAGUCGUGGCUGCAAAUGCCUGACGUUCACCAAAUCAACUGGAAGAGGUGGGGCCUGGUUGGUGGCGGGCUUGCGCUGGCGGUGAUGGCUGUUGUCACUCUGACAAUCAUCACUGUCGUCAUUGGCACACCACUGUUGGUCGUAGGCGGCGGCGCCAUUCUCCUGGCAUCACCACUGAUUUUGUUCACAGCGUGUUGUACUGCUCCGCUUUGGAUUCCGCUGCUUCUUUUCGUUGGUAUCCCGGCUCUCAUCUUCCUGCUCGUUACCGGAGGAUUGACAGCUGUGGUCGCAAUCUCUGCGGUGACAGCGAGUGUCGGCCUUUGGUGGGUCUACCGUUACUACAAAGGGCCUAUGCCAUUCGGUGGGCAUCAGGUUGAGUAUGUGCAGAGGCGCGUCGGGGACACGAUGAAGGGUGUGAUUAACAAGUUCAGAAGCAAGUAAGCUGCAAAUCGGCAGAAAAUGGACUCUGGAGAAGAGUGAUGGGUAGCAGUUAACAUGUCUCUCUCUACGGCACCCUGUGCGCGCGUGGUUGUUCAGCUGCUACUCGGCAGAGAAUGAAGAAGCGUGGUGGGUAGCAGUUAUGUCUCUAGGGCAUCCUGUGCGCGCGUGAUUGUUCAUCAAAGAUCGGGAGUCUGCGAUCCUUGUGGGAGGACAUGGAAGGGCAAUAAAUUUGAUCUGAGUUCGAAGCGUGAGUCUAUGAGGCCCAGAAAAUAACAAAGGGGGUUACCCAAGAGGAUCAUGAGGCUGCUUGGUUGGCCACGACUCGAGAGGAUACGUGCUCCUUCUAGAAAAGUGGCGCGCAAUGUUUUAAUGGAUUCUGAAGCGGUUGGUUUCCAUUGACUGUGUGUCUCUGGAGGUAGUGGCGUGUGUUAACAGGAAAUGAAGAUUCGCCUGACGAGGUCUCCAAUGUGUGCAGAAAGGGGAAGUGUGUUGAAGUACUCCCGGCCUCAUUUUUCUUCUUGGACAUAAAAUGAGCAGAGUGUCUUCGUCAAAAAAAUUCACAAAAAAAAAAAAAAAAAGGGGAGGUCUCACAUCGUGAAUCGAGGGACCCGUGAAAGGGGAGGUCUCAUAUCGUGAAUCGAGGGAGCUGUGCUUGAUGAGGAGUAGCAUGCAUGGUUAGCUGCAUCAGAGAAGUUAUAGGGUUAAUCAGGUGACCAGUUCUUUGGUUGGGGGCAAUGAACAGCUACUUUGGUUGAUGAAGAUUAGCAUGCGUGGUAGCUAUGGUGCACCAGACAAGUUUUAGGGUUAAUCAUGCGAGAAGUUCUCUGGUUGGGGAUGAUCGACAGCUUUUUUUUUUCCUAUUAUCUGCUGAGGAAUAACGAGUGGUAUCCUGCCAGUGGUAUGAUUAGUCCAUCCAUCGGUAGGUCUUCCAUCGCGAAUGGAGCUGACUCCACCGUUCACAGUGGUGCAGUGAAUCGCACAGAUAUCAUCAGAGGGACACAGUGAAUUGCACAUAUAUCGUCACAGGGAAGCAGUGAGUUGCGCAGUUGACAGAUGCCUCCAGAGGGACAACAGUGAAUUGCACAGAUAUCUUCACAGGGAGGCGGCAGUGAGUUGGGCAGAUCUCUUCACAGGGACGCAGUGAGUUGUACAGAUCUCCUCAGAGGGACGUAGUGAAUUGCACAGAUAUCCUCACAGGUGAGUUGUACAGAUCUCCUUAGAGGGACGUAGUGAAUUGCACAGAUAUCCUCACAGGGACGCAUUUAUUUGCCCUGCUGAUUAUGGUGCGGGUCACGUCAGAGGGAUGCAGUGAGCUGGAUGGGUCACUUUCGAGGGACGCAACGAAUUGCACAGAUUAGCGCAGAUCACUUAGGACAGAUUCACGACGGAGUUGCUGGUGGGGAUGUGUUGUCAGCGUCUUGCUGAUAGAUUGAGGAGGUUGUGAGUCGAGUAGUAGGCUAUUUUUGGUGUUAGAGAUUUGUGUCCAUGUCGAAUGUAAAGUUGAUAGGUUUGUGUCCAUGUUGAUUCCUUGUUGAAUGUAAAGUACCAAUUGGGUGUGGUACCAAUUAGUGGUAGUGUUGUCAAGGGUGAGGCCUGACUUGAGAGGAAAUAGUGAUGUAGUCAGACUUGAGAGGAAAUAGUGAUGUAGUCCGGGACUCCGGGAUCAUGUUGUAAUUUCGACCUUGCGGAGUUGCACUUAGAGGAAUCAAUGUCUCACGUUGGAGUUAGUGAAUGUGUAGGUAGCAUUUGCUGCAUUUGUGGACGUCACUCUACAUACGAGGUGGUUGUGUACGUGCUGGGAUUGAGUCACAUCUUCCUAAUGAGCUCAUGUGCCUGUAGUAUGCAUAAGGUUGGUAUGCACUAGUGUCGAGCGUCGGACUUGGGGGAUGGUCUGACGUAAUUUUUGUGAAUGUGCUAGUGGAUCAGCUGUGUGUGUCAGAUCAAGUACGGUGGGUUACAUCCUGGGAUUGUGGCACCAAUUUCAAAUGGACUUGCAAUGGGCAGCAAUGUCAAGCUUUGUAAUUACAAUCAUUUGAGGAAGUGGCAGCUGAAGUAAAUCGUGGUCAAGCCGUGGUUAAGCUGUCACUGUGUAGGAGGAAGUGGCAGCUUUAGUAAAUUGAGGCUAAGGCGUGGUUAAAUUGUCACUGUGCUGCUACAAUCUGCAAUCAGUGUGAGGACUGGCCAAAUUGUCACUGUGCUGCUACAAUCGGCAAUCAGCGUGAGGACUCUGGAAUGAUGUGCGUGGAUCUCUGCUGUCUUUACGGAAAGCGGAGGAACUGAACGAUGGUUGAACUGUGAUGGGGACCUUGCCGGAUCGGAAUCGCUGACUCUCAAUUAACUCGCAGGGGUGGAAUCUUCAUGCUUGGCUGGGGGGACUGUGAUGUUUAUGAUGCAGUCGUCAAGCUCCCACUCAUUCCAAUCAAUUAAGGAAGAAGCUGAGUACGUUGUGGUUAAAUUGUGUUGAAACUGUCGCUGUGAUGUACAGUUUGCAAUCACUGUGAGGGCUGUGGGACCUACCGUCACUGGGUAAGGUGGAGGAAGGAAGGAAUUGGUAACCUUUGAGUGAACCAUGGUGUCGCUGUGAUGUACAGUUUGCAAUCACUGUGAGGGAUGUGGGACCUACUGUCACUGGGUAAGGUGGAGGAAGGAAGGAAUACCUUUGAGUGAACCAUGGUUAGACUGUCACAGCGUUGCGGUUCGUGAUGCUCAGAGGGGAUGGUGAGGCUCAGAGGGGGGGGUUGGAGUUUGGUUACCCCAUUUUGCACCACAGGGCUGUUGACCUGUAAUCGGUUUAUGGUUGUCUUGAUGGUUAUAUGACGUUGGCCAGGUGCAGAAAUGGAAACUAUCGGUUUAUGCAAGGGUGUCUUGAGGGCUUCAUUACAUUUAAGUUUCAAAUGCGCAAAACAGAAUUUAUCUCUGAAGAAAUUAGCUGUACUGUCGCCAUGACAGAGGGGUGGGUGUCAUGAUUAAAGGUGUUGGCUGUAGUGGCAGUCUGUACUGAUUCGACGAGUUCGAGAAAUGGGAAGGGAACACUUGUUUGAGAAAUGGGAAGGGAAGUUAGGGAACCCUUUGUCUGUGGUAAUGAAACAGGGAGUAAGUUUAGAGUGUGAUGUUGAUGUUGGAUGUGGAGUUACCUCUUCAGCUUCAGAGAGGAAAGAGGGGUGAUGAUUCGUUAUGUGACUGUUGUUGCUGUGGAGUAUUGUUGUUGUUGUGUAAUAGGGAGGUACUUCAGAGGGAGGUAUGAAUGCCUUGUCUGUGAGGCAGACACAUGACAUGAUAGUUUCUUUGAGGAAGAUGUACAAUGUUGUAGUUUCCUUGAGGAGGAAGGUGGAAAAUGCGGAGUAGGCGGUAGUCUACUAGUCUGGUCUUUCGACAGUUAGUUAAGGUCAUUAGAGUUCAAGUUACCUCUUCAGAGAGGAAAGAGGGGCGAUUUGGUAUGUAGCAAUUGUUAUUGUGGAAUAGGAAGAUACUUCAGAGAGAGGUAUGGUUGUCAGUUGGGCAGAUGCAUGGUAGUUUUCUUGAGGAAAAUGGUCAUACGUUCUUGAGGAGGAAGACAGAAAAUGUGGAGAAUGCGGGGCAAGUCAUCUUUUUAAAGUGAAAUUCAUGAGAGGUCAUAGAGUUUGAUUUUAUGUUUCAUUCACUGCCACUCAGACGUGCGCACUGAACUUCAUUAGAGAUCAUAUGAGUUCAUAAGUGACAUAAUAGUAAAGUGCAGAUGUCAAU
Molecule: messenger RNA, 4681 nt
Organism: Chara braunii
Lineage: Eukaryota; Viridiplantae; Streptophyta; Charophyceae; Charales; Characeae
Source: the annotation of a GenBank genome assembly